Messenger RNA from Lathyrus oleraceus (garden pea), 1326 nucleotides. RefSeq lists its product as uncharacterized. The transcript has a single exon. NCBI's taxonomy places the organism in Eukaryota, Viridiplantae, Streptophyta, Magnoliopsida, Fabales, Fabaceae. The coding region runs from base 138 to 1091 and encodes 317 amino acids. The record is from RefSeq and is a predicted model, not a curated record.
UUCCCUCUUUAAAUAUUUAAAUCCCCAUCUCUUUCUCCAUCCAUUUUCAUUCAACCAACCCCUCUCUUCCAUUCCCUCUUCCAAAAUCAUUAUAUAAACCAAAAUAACAUCCUUAAAAAACAUCCUUAAACAUUAACAUGGGCACUCUAGUAGGACAUGUUGCUCCUGGUUUUGGUUUCUUAAUGAUAGGUCUAUGGCACCUUUUCAACAACAUCAAACUCCAUCUUCAAAAUCCAAACACCUACAUUUCAUCACCAUGGUUCCCAUCAUCAAAACUCAAAUACCUUGAACUCUUCCUCAUCAUGGUAGGCACAACAUCUUCAAUCUCCAUGGAGCUUUUCAUUGGUCCCGACCGACACCAACCGUUCGACCCCGACGGAACAAUCCCCUCAAACCAUCUCCACAACUUCGAACACGCUUCGAUCUCAUUGACAUUCUUCGUCUACGCCGUCUUCGCGAUCAUCCUCGAUAAAAUCGAAAACAAAUCAAAAUCUUCCUUAACUCAAUUACUAGCUUCCAUAGCUUUUUUUCAACAAUUUCUUCUCUUUCAUCUCCAUUCAUCUGAUCACAUGGGACCAGAAGGACAAUAUCAUCUUCUCCUACAGAUUCUUAUCUUUGUGUCCUUUUCAACAACUCUUUUCGGAAUCUCCAUGCAAAAAAGCUUCUUGGUUAGCUUCGUGAGAUCUUUGAGUAUAUUUUUUCAAGGCUUGUGGCUUAUGGUUAUGGGGUUCAUGCUUUGGACACCAAGUUUGAUUUCAAAAGGAUGUUUUAUGAAUCUUGAACAAGGUCAUAAAGUUGUGAGAUGUUCUGAUCAUGAAUCACUUCAUCGUGCGGUUGCACUUGUUAAUAUCAUGUUUAGUUGGUUUUUAAUUCUUGUCACCAUUUUCGGUGUUUCUUUCUAUUUGUUUUUGACUAAAUUCUUCGAUGAAAAUAAGGUCAUGUAUUUCUCGUUGGGGAAUAUUGAAGAAGAAGAAGAAGUUGAAAAGUUUAAUGAUGACGUGGAAAAUCAAAAGGGAAGCUUAGUUGGCAACCAAAAGAGCUUUAUUCAUGUGGGGAAAAAAACUUUUUCACCUGUUGAUAUUGAAAGGUAGUGAUACAAAGAGUGGUGACAAAAUUAUAAGAAGGUUCUUGGAAAUUAUUAUUAGGGGGUGCAUGCAUGGUGUUUCAAUUGUGAUUAAUUUUAUUUAUUAAUGAAAGUUAAUUUGUGAUUACUUGUUAGAUUAGGAGUGUGAUGAUGAUGUGUACAUGUAUUUGGAUGUAAUUGAAGGAUUAUGAGUGUUUAACGUUUUGUGAAAAUAUGAAAGAAAUUUCCUUAUUAACGUAUUA